This is a messenger RNA of Didymodactylos carnosus, 903 nucleotides long. The record is from the annotation of a GenBank genome assembly. Lineage: Eukaryota; Metazoa; Rotifera; Eurotatoria; Philodinida; Philodinidae.
AUGAAAAAAUCAAAGAAAACUGGUGCUAAUAAGUCACAGCGACAAUCACAAUGCCUAUUACCAGGAUCAAGUAAUAUUUCUGAGAAUAAAUCACUUGUAUUAAACGAUGGCGAUAGUCAUCAACAAGAAAAUAUCGAUGGAGAAGAAAAAAACGAAAAUCAUCAUAAGAAGAAUGCAGAAAAACGAAAACGAAAACAGAAACCAGAAUUAUUAAUUUCUCUCUCUGAUACUAGUAUGGAAACAGAUGUUUUAAUUAAACAAACUAAGGCAAACCUUAGUCAGUUUGUGGCCGCUGCUAGUUUGAUUCCUACUCAUAAUAGCUUACAGGAAGAAGGAGCACAUGAUCUCACACAAAUUCAAGACUUUUUAAAUGAUCCAGCAACAAUAAAAGUUCAAUCUAAACAUCAAAAGACUAGAGUGGUGCCGAAAGAGUUAUCAUCUGCCAGUGCAAAUAGUAUCCACGGUUCUCAACCAAUUAAUUAUCGUCGUCAACUUUCAAACACCACCGUAUCGAAAUCAGCAGAACAAUAUGCUAGAGGAUUUGAUUUUCCACCUAUCAAAAUAUGUCCAAUGAAUAAAAAUGUUAGACUAAAUGGAGAAGCAGUAAUGAGAUUCAUAAAUGAUUUUAAGACAGAACAUUGCCAAACAUUUAAGAUUUCUUUUUGGAGGAUUAGUAAUGGACGAAUCUUACUUUACUCACAAAAUCGUGAAACCUUCUCCUGUCUAUUAGACGAAAGGAUAUUUCCCAGGCUACUAGAUAAUCAGAAAUUUGAAAUUGAAUGGCCUCGUAAAAUACCCGCACAGUUAUCUCUCUUAAUGUUAGGCGUUCCGUCUGGCACUAAUAUAGAUGAAUUAAGACAAGAUGUUCAAAAGAAUUUAUCCAUCGAUUGUUACAGCCGCUAG